AGAAUAUUAUAACGAUAAAAUUAGAACCGACUGUCUGUCGCCGUCCACGUCCGCCCAUCCUUCCGAUUCGACGGACACCGACCCUAUCAUAUAAAAGCCUCUCUCCCUCAACCCCGAGCCCGACCCCUCCUCCGCUAUCUGUCCUUCUCCGUCCCUUUUCCUCUUCCAAUUCUUUCGUUCUAUUCCCAUUCUUGUCUCUUCCAUUUUUCUUCAUUCAAUCGGCUCCUUCUCCACUCCGCUCAGACUAGAUUUUGUGUAAGCCAUGGCACGAAUUCUAGUUCAGUCGACCAAUUUCCCUUCUUUGGCUGCUGGUGAAAGACACGACCAGCUUAAGGGUUCUGGGAAAAUAAAAAGAACAAUCAAGAUGAUGUGUAGUUUCCAAGCUCCUCCACUUAGGAUUGGAAGUUUUUCAGGAUUACGGGGGUCUAAUGCGCUUGAUACUAUGGUAAGGUCAGGCAAUAAUUUCCAUUCUAAAGUGGCAGCUGCAACCUCUGUCCGACGAGGAAGGGCUAAGCGAAUUUUGCCAAAAGCUAUGUUUGAGCGAUUCACGGAGAAGGCAAUAAAAGUUAUUAUGCUUGGACAAGAGGAGGCAAGACGGCUUGGUCAUAAUUUUGUUGGUACAGAGCAGAUUUUGUUGGGUCUUAUUGGUGAGGGCACUGGCAUUGCCGCUAAGGUUCUGAAAUCCAUGGGAAUCAAUUUGAAGGAUGCCCGUGUAGAAGUGGAGAAGAUAAUUGGAAGAGGCAGUGGAUUUGUGGCUGUUGAGAUUCCCUUCACUCCUCGUGCAAAGCGUGUUUUAGAACUCUCUCUAGAGGAAGCCCGCCAACUUGGUCAUAAUUAUAUUGGAUCUGAGCAUCUUUUGCUGGGAUUGCUUCGUGAGGGUGAAGGUGUGGCGGCUCGUGUUCUUGAAAAUUUAGGUGCUGACCCAAGUAACAUUCGGACACAAGUAAUCCGAAUGGUUGGGGAAAGUGCAGAAGCUGUUGGUGCUGGGGUUGGAGGGGGAUCCAGUGGCAAUAAGAUGCCAACACUGGAAGAGUAUGGCACGAAUUUGACAAAACUGGCGGAGGAGGGAAAAUUGGAUCCUGUUGUUGGAAGGCAGGACCAGAUAGAACGUGUUACUCAAAUUUUGGGUCGGCGGACAAAAAAUAACCCCUGCCUUAUUGGAGAGCCUGGUGUGGGGAAAACAGCUAUUGCAGAAGGCCUUGCACAACGAAUUGCAAAUGGUGAUGUUCCAGAAACAAUUGAGGGGAAGAAGGUUAUAACCCUAGAUAUGGGUCUCCUUGUUGCUGGCACAAAAUACCGUGGAGAGUUUGAGGAAAGACUAAAGAAGCUGAUGGAGGAAAUUAAACAAAGUGAUGAAAUAAUAUUAUUUAUUGAUGAGGUGCACACAUUAAUUGGAGCAGGAGCAGCAGAGGGGGCGAUUGAUGCUGCAAACAUCUUAAAACCAGCUCUUGCAAGAGGUGAACUGCAGUGUAUUGGAGCCACCACACUAGAUGAAUACAGAAAGCACAUUGAGAAAGACCCAGCCUUGGAAAGACGGUUCCAGCCAGUUAAGGUGCCUGAGCCUUCUGUUGAUGAAACAAUACAAAUUUUGAAAGGGCUUCGAGAAAGAUAUGAGAUUCACCACAAGCUGAAUUAUACAGAUGAAGCAUUAGUGGCUGCAGCUCAGCUGUCAUACCAAUACAUUAGUGAUCGCUUUCUGCCUGAUAAAGCAAUUGACUUGAUUGAUGAAGCUGGUUCUCGGGUUAGACUUCGCCAUGCACAGCUCCCAGAGGAGGCCAGGGAGCUUGAAAAAGAGCUGAGGCAGAUAACUAAAGAGAAGAAUGAAGCUGUUAGAAGCCAGGACUUUGAAAAGGCUGGGGAGUUACGUGAUAGAGAAAUGGACCUUAGGGCUCAGAUUACUGCUCUUGUAGACAAAGGCAAAGAGAUGAGCAAAGCGGAGACUGAAGCAGGGGAGGAAGGACCUGUGGUAACAGAAUUGGAUAUUCAGCACAUUGUCUCUUCUUGGACUGGCAUUCCUGUUGAGAAAGUGUCUACUGAUGAAUCAGACCGGCUCCUUAAGAUGGAAGAGACCCUCCACAAACGAGUUAUUGGUCAGGAUGAAGCUGUCAAAGCCAUUAGCCGUGCCAUUCGGCGUGCUCGUGUUGGACUCAAAAACCCAAAUCGGCCUAUUGCCAGUUUUAUCUUCUCUGGUCCUACGGGUGUUGGAAAGUCAGAACUGGCAAAGGCAUUAGCUGCCUACUACUUUGGUUCUGAAGAAGCUAUGAUCCGGCUUGACAUGAGUGAGUUCAUGGAGAGACACACUGUGUCCAAGCUCAUUGGGUCACCUCCUGGCUAUGUUGGAUAUACAGAAGGCGGUCAGCUAACAGAGGCUGUCCGCAGGCGUCCCUAUACUGUCGUACUAUUUGAUGAGAUUGAGAAGGCACAUCCUGAUGUCUUCAACAUGAUGCUUCAGAUUCUUGAGGAUGGCAGGCUAACAGACAGCAAAGGCAGAACAGUGGACUUCAAAAACACACUUCUGAUCAUGACCUCAAAUGUCGGAAGUAGUGUGAUUGAGAAAGGAGGCCGCAGAAUAGGUUUUGAUCUGGAUUACGAUGAGAAGGAUAGCAGCUACAACAGAAUUAAGAGCCUGGUGACAGAGGAACUCAAACAAUAUUUCAGGCCAGAGUUCUUGAAUAGGCUGGAUGAGAUGAUUGUCUUCCGGCAACUCACAAAGCUGGAGGUCAAGGAGAUAGCUGAUAUAAUGCUAAAAGAAGUAUUUGACAGACUAAAGGUCAGGGAUAUAGAGCUUCAAGUCACAGAGAGGUUCAGAGAGAGGGUGGUUGAGGAAGGAUACAACCCGAGCUAUGGGGCAAGGCCCCUUAGAAGAGCCAUAAUGAGACUCUUGGAAGACAGCAUGGCUGAGAAGAUGCUGGCGGGAGAGAUCAAAGAGGGCGACUCGGUUAUUGUUGAUGUUGAUUCUGAUGGUAAUGUGACUGUUCUUAAUGGUAGCAGCGGUGCACCUCCUGAAUCAUUGCCAGAGCCAAUCCCCGUAUAAGUUAAAAAAAUUGCUAUUUUGACCUCUCAUUGUUAACCCUACUUUCAAGUUACCUGUAGGGGGGAAGUACGGACAGUUUAGAGACUAGUUGUUAGUUGGCGGAAGCCUGUCUGAUCAUGUGGCCUGCUUGCUGGGUUGUAUUUUAAUGCAUUUGAAGUGCACGAAUAGUUCAUUUAAACAAUAUGACGAUGAUGGUGUUGGUGUAGAUUUGCUUGCACAGAAUUCUUAAUGAAGGGGCUAAAGUUAAAAUGGUUUUGGUCGGUUAAAA
Diospyros lotus (date-plum) is the source of this 3302-nucleotide messenger RNA. Its product is annotated as ATP-dependent Clp protease ATP-binding subunit ClpA homolog CD4B, chloroplastic. The transcript is spliced from 10 exons. Lineage: Eukaryota; Viridiplantae; Streptophyta; Magnoliopsida; Ericales; Ebenaceae. Gene Ontology annotation, molecular function: protein binding; ATP binding; ATP hydrolysis activity. Gene Ontology annotation, biological process: cellular response to heat. Bases 263 to 3034 code for a protein of 923 amino acids. Gene Ontology annotation, cellular component: cytoplasm. The record is from RefSeq and is a predicted model, not a curated record.